This is a messenger RNA of Gryllus bimaculatus (two-spotted cricket), 2179 nucleotides long. Lineage: Eukaryota; Metazoa; Arthropoda; Insecta; Orthoptera; Gryllidae. The record is from the annotation of a GenBank genome assembly.
CACGCGACGGACGUUGUUAUUGAAGCCACUACAGCGUGGUAGAAGCCACUUCAAGGUGGUGCUGUUCCAUGGCUUGUGUGCGUUCCUGCUGCACUAUGCCGGAUGCAUUUUAACGUCCGUCAAUUGUCGCUCGUGUAUCGCAAGCCCAGCACUAUGCGUCCAAGCGUAAUGCCUGGCUUGCAACGAGACACCAGAAAGGGCUCGACGAGCGUUCUUUGAUUUCAAAAUGAUUUCAUACAUCGAUAUUACCACAAUAUCUGGAAUAUUAAAUGGCAUUUAAUGGAAACUAUUCUGUAUUGCAAAGUAUUUUACCAUUAUUUGGAGGUUGUACAACAGUACAACUGAAGCACUAGCCGUUUCUGAUAACUGAGGAGAGCUCGGAAUUUCUGGAACUCUUAUUUCCUAGGUGACCCGAUUACUGAGAUGUUUUGGCCAAACGCUUUGGUUUAAAAUAGCCUGCUGAUUUCGUGUAUCCGCUGUGAAUUAAAUUGGCAAUGCACAUUUUAGAAUCAUAAUCGCGGGAAUUUAUGUAAUUAUUUUACAGUGAUAGCGAGCAGUGUGAGGAUUUAAAUUAGCUCUGUUAAGAAAGGUUCAUUGUGUCAUACCCUUCAACUGAAUUUUAUAGUGUAUGUUAAAGUAAGGGAACUGAAAAUUGGAAUGGAGAAAGAAUUAGAAAGUACUUCAAUGGAAGAAGAAGUUGUAGUGAAGAAGAAUAGUAAAGAAGACAAAAACAGAAAAAGCAUUGACCAAGUUUUAAAGGCACUUAAUAGUUUAGAUUCAACAGAAGAAAAACUUGCAGCUAUGUGUAAAAAGUAUGCAGAAAUUAUUGAUGAGAAUAGAAAAUUACAGGUUUCAUUGAAGCAGGCAGAGAAACGAAUAAUAUUUGUUCAACGAGAGAAAGAGUCAUUGCAGGCAGAACAUAGUAAAGCUGUACUUACACGAAGCCGUCUAGAAAGCUUAUGUCGGGAACUUCAACGACAGAACAAGGCAGUGAAGGAUGAAAGUUUAUUAAAAAUUCGUGAAGAAGAGGAAAAGCGCAAAGAAGUUUCGGCCAAAUUUCAGAGUACCUUAGCAGAUGUCACUAGUCUUAUGCAACAGAAUAAUGAAAAGAAUAGCAAACUUCAUGAAGACAACCUUGAGAUGACCAAAAAAUUCAAAAGUGUUUGUGAACAGUAUGAACUUCGAGAACAGCAAGUUGAAAAGAUUUCCAAACAACUUCAAUUGGAGAGCAAACUUGCUGAUGCUCGUCUUGCAAAAACGAAAUUGGAAAUGACUGCAGAAAAAGAAGUAUUGUUGAGGGAAAAGCAAGAAUUAUUAUUGGAGGUGACUGAAUGUCAGGCUAAAAUCAAAGAUAUGCAACAAACAGAAACUAAUUUAAGAGGUCAAAUAAGUUUAUAUACUAGCAAAUAUGAUGACUUCCAGAAUGCUUUAAGUAGAAGCAAUGAAAUUUUUGAAGGCUUUAAAGGCGAAAUGGAAAAGAUGUCAAAGAAAAUCUGUAAACUAGAGAAAGAAACAUCAUCGUGGAAACAACGCUGGGAAAAGAGUCACCAAGCAUUGCUUGAGAUGGCAGCAGAUAAACAACAGCGAGACAGUGACUUGGCUUUAGCUACAAAACAAAUUGCUCAACUUCAGAAAUUAUGCCGCACUUUACAAGUUGAGAGAACCUCUCUUUUGGCUCAACUGAAAAACAAUAUUAAUAAUCCUCCAGGACAAGAACCCACAUUAAAUUCUAGUGAAGCUACAAAUGAAGUACAAAUGUGUGAAGAGAAUAAGACAAAAAAUUGCAGCUCUGAUGAAGCAUCUGUAACUGUUGAUGAAGUUCCUGACAUCCCUAUUGGCAAAGAAGGUGGGCCUAGUGAAGAACAGUGAUAGCGAGAUCCAGAGACAAUUUUUAAAUCCUUGUGUAUAGUAUUUGUCUUAGGUCCAAAUUAAUAUUCACUAUUGGUUGGUCAUUCAAGUGACAGUGUCAUUUGAUUUUCAGUGGAAUCUCGUUUUAUUUGUAAUGUUUUGUGAUGAAGAACAUACACACAAUUUUAGUAAAAUGUUGUAUAUGAAAAUUUGUAUUUGUUUUACUAAAAAUUAAAUUAAUUAGAAAUUUUGAGAAAUCUGAAAUGAAUUUGUACUCGGAUGCAACUGAAUGUAUGUUUUCCAUUGAAAUAGAAAAAUAACUGAGGUAUUU